Molecule: messenger RNA, 7089 nt
Organism: Otolemur garnettii (small-eared galago)
Lineage: Eukaryota; Metazoa; Chordata; Mammalia; Primates; Galagidae
Gene: KIDINS220
Product: kinase D interacting substrate 220
Exons: 30
Coding region: 162-5345 (1727 amino acids)
Molecular function (GO): protein binding
Source: RefSeq, a predicted model, not a curated record
AUGGCCGUCGGGUGUGCGGAGGGCUACUCUCCUACCGCCGCCGUGUCUCCUUUUCGCGUCCUUUGACACCGCCCGCAGCGCAGCGGCCGGCCACGCCAGAGUUGAGGGCGCUGUCCUUGGGCCAGGUAUUGACAUAAAGAUAACUACAGCUUUCUGUGAAAAUGUCAGUUCUGAUAUCACAGAGUGUAAUUAAUUAUGUAGAAGAAGAAAAUAUUCCUGCUCUGAAAGCUCUUCUGGAAAAGUGCAAAGACGUAGAUGAAAGGCCACAGUGUGGCCAGACUCCUUUGAUGAUAGCAGCUGAGCAAGGCAAUCUGGAAAUCGUGAAAGAAUUAAUUAAGAAUGGCGCUAAUUGCAAUCUGGAAGAUUUGGAUAAUUGGACAGCGCUUAUAUCUGCAUCAAAAGAAGGGCACAUACAUGUUGUGGAAGAACUGCUCAAAUGUGGGGUUAACUUGGAGCACCGGGAUAUGGGAGGAUGGACGGCUCUCAUGUGGGCCUGUUACAAAGGCCGCACCGAUGUGGCCGCGUUGCUGCUUUCUCACGGUGCCAAUCCAAAUGUGACUGGUUUGCAGUACAGUGUGUACCCAAUCAUCUGGGCAGCAGGGAGAGGCCACGCGGAUAUAGUGCAUCUUCUACUGCAAAAUGGUGCUAAAGUCAACUGCUCUGAUAAGUAUGGAACCACCCCUUUGGUUUGGGCAGCAAGAAAGGGUCAUUUGGAAUGCGUGAAACAUUUAUUGGCCAUGGGAGCUGAUGUUGACCAAGAAGGAGCUAAUUCAAUGACUGCACUUAUUGUGGCAGUAAAAGGAGGCUACACCCAGUCAGUAAAAGAAAUUUUAAAGAGGAAUCCAAAUGUAAAUCUAACAGAUAAGGAUGGAAACACAGCUUUGAUGAUUGCAUCAAAGGAGGGACAUACAGAAAUCGUACAGGAUCUGCUCGAUGCUGGAACAUACGUGAACAUCCCUGACAGGAGUGGGGACACUGUGUUGAUUGGAGCUGUCAGAGGUGGUCAUGUUGAAAUUGUUCGAGCCCUUCUCCAAAAGUACGCGGAUAUAGACAUCAGAGGACAGGACAGUAAAACUGCUUUGUAUUGGGCUGUUGAGAAAGGAAACGCAACCAUGGUGAGAGAUAUCUUACAAUGCAACCCUGACACUGAAAUAUGCACAAAGGAUGGUGAAACGCCACUUAUAAAGGCUACCAAGAUGAGGAACAUUGAAGUGGUGGAGCUGCUGCUGGAUAAAGGAGCUAAAGUGUCUGCUGUAGAUAAGAAAGGAGACACCCCUUUGCACAUUGCUAUCCGCGGAAGGAGCCGAAAGCUGGCAGAACUCCUUCUAAGAAACCCCAAAGAUGGACGGCUGCUUUACAGACCCAACAGAGCAGGGGAGACCCCUUACAAUGUCGACUGUGGCCAUCAGAAAAGCAUUUUAACUCAAAUAUUUGGAGCCAGGCACUUGUCUCCUACCGAAACAGACGGUGACAUGCUGGGCUAUGAUUUAUACAGCAGCGCCCUGGCGGACAUUCUCAGCGAGCCCACCAUGCAGCCGCCCAUCUGUGUGGGGUUGUACGCACAGUGGGGAAGUGGGAAAUCUUUCUUACUCAAGAAACUAGAAGAUGAAAUGAAGACUUUUGCGGGGCAGCAGAUUGAACCUCUUUUCCAGUUUUCGUGGCUCAUUGUAUUUCUCACCCUGCUGCUUUGCGGAGGGUUUGGCUUGCUGUUUGCUUUCACGGUCGACCCGAAUCUCGGCAUCGCAGUGUCUCUGAGCUUCUUGGCUCUCUUAUAUAUAUUCUUUAUUGUCAUUUACUUUGGUGGACGAAGGGAAGGAGAGAGUUGGAAUUGGGCCUGGGUCCUCAGCACUAGACUGGCAAGACAUAUUGGAUAUCUGGAACUGCUCCUGAAGCUGAUGUUCGUGAACCCGCCUGAACUGCCGGAGCAAACGACUAAAGCCUUACCUGUGAGGUUUUUGUUCACGGAUUACAAUAGGCUGUCGAGCGUGGGGGGAGAGACGUCGUUGGCUGAAAUGAUCGCGACCCUCUCGGACGCCUGUGAGAGAGAGUUUGGCUUUCUGGCCACCAGGCUUUUUCGAGUGUUCAAGACUGAAGAUACUCAGGGUAAAAAGAAAUGGAAAAAAACAUGUUGCCUGCCAUCCUUCGUCAUCUUCCUUUUUAUCAUUGGCUGCAUUAUUGCUGGAAUUACUCUCCUGACCAUAUUCAGAGUUGACCCCAGACACCUGACAGUGAAUGCUGUCCUCAUAUCCAUCGCGUCUGUAGUGGGGUUGGCAUUUCUGCUGAACUGUCGCACGUGGUGGCAAGUGCUGGACUCUCUUCUGAAUUCUCAAAGAAAACGCCUCCACAAUGCUGCCUCCAAACUGCACAAACUGAAAAGUGAAGGGUUCAUGAAGGUUCUUAAGUGCGAGGUGGAAUUGAUGGCCAGGAUGGCAAAGACCAUUGACAGCUUCACCCAGAAUCAGACGAGGCUGGUGGUCAUCAUUGACGGGUUAGAUGCCUGUGAGCAGGACAAAGUCCUUCAGAUGCUGGACACUGUCCGAGUUCUGUUUUCGAAAGGCCCAUUCAUUGCCAUUUUUGCGAGUGACCCACAUAUUAUCAUCAAGGCGAUUAACCAGAACCUCAACAGCGUGCUUCGUGAUUCCAACAUCAACGGCCACGACUACAUGCGCAACAUUGUCCACUUGCCAGUCUUCCUCAACAGCCGCGGGCUGAGCAACGCAAGGAAGUUUCUUGUGACUUCCGCAACCAAUGGGGACAUUCCAUGCUCAGAUGCCACAGGGAUACAGGAGGACGCUGACAGAAGAGUUUCACAGAAUAGCCUUGGGGAGAUGACCAAGUUGGGCAGCAAGACGGCCCUCAACAGACGGGACACUUACCGCCGGAGGCAGAUGCAGAGGACCGUCACCCGGCAGAUGUCUUUUGAUCUCACGAAGCUGCUGGUUACUGAGGACUGGUUCAGUGACAUCAGUCCUCAGACCAUGAGAAGGUUACUUAAUAUUGUUUCUGUAACAGCAUGUAUCAGGCCUUGGCUGGAGGUGGAUGAUUCUGCCCCACUCAUUGUUACCUUUUUUUGUAACUAUGCCACUUUGGGAAUAUCAAAGAAUAUUCCAACAACUAAAGAUGUUGAGCCACUGCUUGAAAUUGAUGGAGAUAUAAGAAAUUUUGAGGUAUUUUUAUCUUCAAGAACCCCAGUUCUUGUGGCCCGAGAUGUUAAAAUCUUCUUGCCAUGCACCGUAAACCUAGACCCCAAACUACGGGAAAUUAUUGCAGAUGUUCGUGCUGCGAGAGAGCAGAUGAGCAUAGGAGGAGGACUUGCCUACCCCCCACUCCCGCUGCACGAGGCUCCUGCCAGGGCACCGUCAGGGUACAGCCAGCCCACAUCUGUGUGUUCGUCCUCUGCGUCCUUCAACGGGCCCUUCGCAGCUGGGGUGAUGUCGCCGCAGCCUCACAGCAGCUAUUACAGCGGCAUGACGGGCCCUCAGCAUCCCUUCUACAACAGGCCAUUCUUUGCCCCAUACCUUUAUACGCCAAGGUAUUACCCUGGCAGUUCCCACCAUCUCAUCUCACGUCCAUCAGUAAAAACGAAUUUGCCCAGAGAUCAGAGCAAUGGCCUAGGAUCAGGCCCGGCCCCAGGACCAGUGAUAGCACUGAACUCGCUCAGUGUGGACGCAGUGUGUGAGAAGCUGAAACAAAUAGAAGGGCUGGACCAGAGCAUGCUGCCUCAGUACUGUGCCACCAUCAAAAAGGCAAACAUAAAUGGCCGUGUGUUGGCUCAGUGCAACAUUGAUGAACUGAAGAAAGAGAUGAAUAUGAAUUUUGGAGACUGGCAUCUUUUCAGAACCACAAUACUAGAAAUGAGAAACGCAGAGAACCAGGUGGUUCCUGAAGACCCGCGCUUCCUCAGUGAGAGCAGCAGCGGCCCUGCUCCGCACAUCGAGCCUGCCUGCCGCCCUGCACACGCGGAGCUGCCGCACACCGAGCUCUCCAGCCAGACGCCCUACACGCUGAACUUCAGCUUCGAAGAGUUGAAUACGCUUGGCCUAGACGAAGGUGCCCCACGUCACAGUAACCUAAGUUGGCAGUCACAAACUCGCAGAACCCCAAGUCUUUCGAGUCUCAAUUCCCAGGAUUCCAGUAUUGAAAUUUCAAAGCUUACUGAUAAGGUGCAGGCUGAGUAUAGAGACGCAUAUAGAGAAUACAUUGCUCAGAUGUCCCAGUUAGAAGGGGGUGCAGGGUCCGCGGCCGUCAGUGGCAGAUCUUCUCCACACAGCACAUACUACAUGGGUCAGAGUUCAUCAGGGGGCUCUAUUCAUUCUAACCUAGAGCAAGAGAAGGGCAAGGAGGGUGAAGCAAAGCCAGACGACGGAAGGAAGCCCUUUCUGAUGAAAAGGGGAGAUGUUGUAGAUUACUCGUCCUCAGGGGUUUCCACUAACGACGCCUCGCCCUUGGAUCCCAUCACCGAGGAGGAUGAGAGAUCUGAUCAGUCGGCCAGUAAGCUGCUCCCAGGCAAGAAGCCCUCUGAAAGGUCCAGCCUCUUCCAGACGGACUUGAAGCUCAAGGGAGGCGGAAUGCGCUACCAGAAACUCCCGAGCGACGAGGACGAGUCUGGUACGGAAGAGUCAGAUAACACUCCGCUGCUCAAAGACGAUAGAGACAAGAAAGCCGAUGGGAAAGUGGAGAGAGCGUCCAGGUCUCCAGAACACAGCGCUGAGCCCAUUAGAACCUUCAUUAAAGCAAAAGAGUAUCUAUCAGACGCCCUCCUUGACAAAAAGGAUUCCUCCGAUUCCGGGGUGAGAUCCAGCGAGAGUUCUCCCAAUCACUCUCUUCACAACGAAGCUGCGGAUGAGUCCCAGCUCGAAAAGGCGAAUCUCAUAGAGCUGGAAGAUAACGGCCACAGUGGCAAGCGGGGCCUCCCCCACAGCCUGAGUGGCCUGCAGGAUCCAGUCAUGGCUCGGAUGUCCAUUUGUUCAGAAGACAAGAAGAGCCCUUCCGAGUGCAGCUUGAUCGCCAGCAGCCCUGAAGAAAACUGGCCCACAUGCCAGCAAGCCUGCAAUCUGAACCGGACGCCCAGCACCGUGACCCUGAACAACAACAGCGCUCCAGCUAAUAGAGCCAACCAGAAUUUCGACGUGAUGGAGGGGACCAGGGAGACCUCACAAGUCAUUUUGAGGCCCAGUUCCAGUCCCAACCCAACUGCAGUUCAGAAUGAAAAUCUGAAGAGCAUGACGCACAAGCGUAGCCAGCGUGCCAGUUACACCAGGCUCCCCAGAGAUUCUGCAGAGCUCCGCGCAGCAGCCCCGUCAGAGAGCACAGGCUUUGGAGAAGAGAGAGAAAGCAUUCUUUAAGUGAAACACACAGAAGUAGAAUAGGAUCGCUGUACCCUAAUGACCAAAUGGCCCUGGAGUUUGAAUCCACCUAAGCACAUCACCUUUAUAUUUCAUUUACAAAUAAUUAAUGGAUGAUAAGGAUGAUAAGACCUUUGGUAAAAGAGAGACACACUGUACAACCAAGGAAGGUCUCAGAAAUGAUAGUAUUCCGGUCAUCCUGUAUUGUCAUUGCAGUUCGAAGCGGAAACGCUCACUGAUACUAUUCUUCUCACUUUUCAGGAUGAGACAAGAACUAAGGAUAGGUCAGAAGUAUUCUAUUACACGUAAAGGGCAAAGAAAAUAAAAAUUCAGGGACUCUCUUUGUAGAACAUUUAGUCAUCAAACUUUUGAGGGAAGGUAUAGAAUUAGAUGAAGGAAAAGCAAAUUUUGCUCUUAAGAGUUUAAUCUGGAUAAGAUUUUACAGGUUAUGGAGUAGCCCAGAAGGUAAAUGCUCAUUACAUUGAGAACCAGUGUUCUGUGUAGUAGACAAAUUGCUUAUCAUAGAGUUUUUAAAUUUUAAGUAGUAAAUAUAUAACAAAGAGGGUUUUAAAAAUUGAAAAGAAUGUCAACAGUACCCCAUGUGGUACAAUGGGGUCAUUAUGAGCUGUUGGAAAAGUAGGUGGGGGAGGGGCCUUGACCCCCUAUUAACCUGGAUACUCUACUCCUCAGGUCCCAGACCUGGCUUCAGCACCAGCCAUCUGUGCCCAAGAAGCCACCCUGCUGUGUUCUGCUGCUCUUUUAAAUUGGGUGCCCAACUUUUUCUUAGGGAGCUGAGCAAUGAGUAGGGAAACUGGAAUCAGGAGCCAUCAGUCAUAAUAGGCACUAACGAGUGUUUAUGGAAGGAGGGAGUGAGGAAAUAAUUACAUCAGAAAGAUCAGUGACAACUAAUAAGUGACAAGGAAAUUUUAAUCAGGCAAAACUAAAUCAUUGCCUUCCAUCACCAGGGCAAAGUUUACCUCCUUCAUCUGUUCCUAAAUCAGCAUAUUAAUUCUAAGGGAGGAUCAUAAGAAAGGAAAAACAUUUUUAAAAAGUUUUAAAACAUAUAACAAAGCAGGGGGUUACCAAAAAACUAUAAAACUGAUGUGACUAUAAAGCUGUACUUUCCAUUAAUUGUUAGCAGAGUUGAGAGAAUGAUCAUGUUUACGUAUUGUGUGGGAUAGAGAAGUACCCUGUCGUCGUGUAUUGAAUUUUUUCUUGUCAUUUUAACAUUGCUUGUUUAUGUAGAAUUAAUCCUGGCAGAAUAUCCCUAUAAUCACAGAUAGGAUGGUAGAAGGUGAGGUCACAGAUACAAGAUUGUCUAGAGUCAGUGUUACACUUGCUAUGUUCAUCACUUACUGGAUUUUUAUUAAUGUGCUGAUAAAUUAUUUACUUAACCAGUCAUUGUGCUAAAAAUAGUUGCUCUUUUGUCUUUCAUUGCCUUGAUGUUUGAGUGUAACAGUAUUUUAAUGAAGUGUUUAUUUUGCAUGAUCUUUAACAAAUGUUUUAAGCAAAAGAAGACAGGAUGUUAUUUACAUGAUAUGUUGAAGUCUUAAAAUUUUAAUAUUUAUAGUGUUUAUAAGUUUGUAGUAUUGUAUGCCUAGUAACUGUUUCAGAGGCAAUAUUUUGUUUCUUUUCAGGUGAGUAGUUGCAGCUUACUUUCACUGGAGUACAUUCUGGCACUGUUUGUGAAAUUCAGACUAGAGUAUUAUGUGUACAAAUAGAUUUAGAAAACAAUAAAAAAAUU